UUCUCUAGCAGAGGCACGCUCGAUAACAGGGCGCUACUGUCCGUGAAGUGUCAAGCGAGCAGUUCCUCGUUACUCCCAGUGUCGAAACUUAAAUCGGUGAUUUAAUUAGAGUUAUUACGCUAUAUUAUCUAGAAUUUGUGCGAACGUAUAAGCAAUAAUGACCGACAAGAAAGGAAUUCUAUGGAAAAGCCGAAUGGAGUGUCUGGAGAGAAUUAAAUACGCAUACCCCGUGGCACCUCAUCCACCAACUGGCUUUGUCCCAGCACCAGCUCAGCCAGCAACCUACGGUGUUGCAGGGGCCGCGCCUUAUGGAGUAUUUCCAAAUCAACCGCAGCUCUAUGCAGCACAAGGACCACCGCCACCUACGUAUGAUCAAACGUUGACUCAUCCUAUGAUGUAUCAACCGAUGUACGGUCAGGGUUAUCCUGGAGGAUACUUGGCUGGUUAUCCUACGGCCUAUGGUCCAUUGCAGUAUUAUCCUCCUCUCGCAGCCGCUGCAGCUUACUACCCUGCAGCUGCGAUGCAACCGGCGCCAGUUAGGCCCACGCUCAUGGUCCCUAAUGGAUUCGAUGGGUCUCGCUUUGAUGGUAUCUCGCAGCAGGUAUUACCACCACCGCCUCCUGGUGUGGCAGCAAACGCAGCACAAUUGGCCGCAAUGGCGGGACACACUGUCGCCUUGUCGCAAAAGAAAGGAUCGUUCCUUGGAGGAGGAACAGAGGGUGGUUACACUUUUUGGUAAAGUAUCCUCGAGGUGAAGGAGGUGACGUAACGAAGAGUAAGAGAAAAAGAUAAAGAAAACCAGCAAAAAAAUGAAGAGAUGAGUGACGAAGCCCCCGAAGGAAGUCCUCGUGAGCUAGAGAAGAAGAGAGACAAAAGAAGAUAGCGUUAAAGAUAUCCAAGAUGAAAGGAUUGUUGUAUCGAAUUUACAUGAACGAGAUCUAGGGUCAUAUAUCAUGCAACCAGGAAGCCAUUAGUUAAUCAAUGACAUACACUCCUGGCGAGUGUUCUAUACAUCGACUGCUGGCUGCUUUGUUUCUUUUGACGGUGAAGUCCAGUUGAGAAUACAUUAAAAAAUGAUUUUUCAUCAGGUAUUCACUAGGUCCUAUUGUACUCGUUCAUGUAGAUCCAUAAAAAAAAAGUGUGUUCCAAAGUCUUUUUCAAAGCGUGACUUGGUUCUUCUCUUUCGCACCAAUGAGUAAAAGACACGACUGUCCCGGGCUCCUUUAAAAGAGUGAACAUCGACCCUACGACUAUAUUCGCUUUAGAAUAACUCCCAGAGUCACCGCGAAUGCUCACGCGCUUUUUAACGUCAACAGCGAAUAUAUGGUGUAUCCGCGUUAGUGUUCUCUGGGAAUAAAAGAAAAAAAAGGAAAAAAAUAUUAAUAAAAAUAAAAGAAAAAGGAAUACAAGAAGAUAGAUUUAUUAGCCAUGCGAUGAUCGAUUGCGCCGCCCACUUAUAUGGGAAUAAUUUUUCAAUAAGGAACAACGAGUUGGCAAGUAUCUCUGCGGCGUCGGUGCCAAAAGAAUCUCAAAGAGAUCAGGAAGCGAACUAACGGAAGCAACAACAAAUUGAUACAAGCAAGAGAAUAAGAACUCUCUCACACGUCAUCCGUUCGACAAAGGAAGGAAUAAAGCAAAUAACGCAUUUUCUCAACCCAAUACAAAAUUCUUAUUCAGUAGAAGAAUUCCAGUCAGCGAGACCCCCGAUAUCAUCCAGGAAGCAAAGGCAAGGGUUGUUUUUGAGUGUGACUUUUUUUUAAGAAAACAAAACAGACUAGCUAGGUUGGCUAACAAAGGUAUUAUUUAAUUGCGCGAUGCCUGCCCGCGACGUUCAAGCUUCUCGUUCAGACUAAAUUAAAAUUUUACCAACCCGGAUAACGUUACUCUCUCUUCUAUCUGUAUCCAGUUGUAUAUUUGUCUCAAGUCUGAAGACGUGUAUGCUUCUUCUGCCACUGUAGUGGUAAGGGUACAGUAAGGGAAAGUGAAAUGGACUAAAAGCAAUGUUGAGAUCGUUAUGGCUGAAAUGGGGUACCGUCAUCCAAGCUGGGAUUCGCUGAAGAAACGAAUGGUUGUUUCACUUUUUAAAGUACAAAUCGAUACGCAUAUAGUGGAUAAAAGGGGGGGAGCUUGCGUUAUGUCGCGGGCAACCAUCGCUCUCAGCCAUAUUAGGCGAGUUGUGUACCGUUGAACGUUGUCACGAGGAAGGGACAAGGAUUUGACUGGUUAGUGAUAUCAAGACACGUCGUAAGAGUGAUUAUGCAUAAGAGUUGAAUUAAUUAUUAUUAAUAAUACGAUAUACGCAGCUACUCGUAUCUGCUAGAAAAAUCCUUGUACCGUUCAACGGCCAUGAUACGUAGUGUAGUUAACGUCGUGGGUCUGCCGAGAGGAUUCUCAGUGGAGUUCCAAUCGGUAGGCGCACCCUAAAUAUGAUAUUAAUUAAGCAAUGAAAAAAAAAACUAAUUUACAAUCGAUGAUAGCCUAGAGUAGGACCAACAGGCGUGAUUCUAUAUUACCUAUUAUUGGUCUUUUUUUUUAGAGAGUGAGAGAGUGCGUGAGAAAGAGAAAAAGAGAUAGAGCUAGAAAAGAGAAGCGGCUCGAUAAGGUCAACUCACCCGAUUCGACUAAAUAAGCUCACAAAGGAAUGAAAAUAGAACAAUAAUCUGUUAAAUAUAUAACGAACAAAGAUAUAUUACUAAUUGAAAGUUGGAAAUUAAAAACCAAAUCAGCAUAUAUACAAAUAUUUGAAUAUUGAUUUCUCAGUAGCUUGAGAAAUCAAUAUAGUCUGGUGAGCUUGUUUAUCUCGAUGCCAUCUUUGUAUGUACGUUCUCUUUUGUACUGUUUUCCUUCUAUUUUUUUUUUAUAUCCGACAUACCUGAUUAAUUCUACUAGAACGUUGAAGUUCACGUUCUACGUUAUUUUAUGCGUUUUUAUUUUUCGCACAUAGAACACACAUGCGAGUGAACACACAACUCGCAUAAUACUAAAUCUAGUCCGAAGAGCCUGACCGACCAGAAAUGUGAAGCCUUUUUAUGAAUCACUUCAACUUCCGUUUGAUGAAUGAAUGCUUUGCGUUCGUCAUUAUUUAUUGAUCCUGUCCCUUCUUGGUUUCAUCGCUCCUAUUAUUUUUCUUCUCAAUCUUCUUUAUCAGCGUCCUCGUCAUUGUCUCUUCCUAUGUUUACUUCGACUUAUACUUGUUUCACAUGAGAACCGUAGGUAAUUGCGCUUUAGAUAAAAUAAUUUCAAAGUCCGAUCGUAGUAUGAAACUAUUUUGUGAUUUAGUCUCCCUAAAUCUAUCCACCUUGUAAUCACUCAACACCUACUACUAUCAUUAUCAAGAGAAUUAAGAAAGAGUCAAAGAAGUUAUGCUGCUCCGUGAGAAAGAAAAUCACAUUCACAGGCUACGAAGACAAUUGGAUCAAACAUAGAUGAGAAGAAAAAGUGAGGGAAACAUAUGAUAAGAAAAUGUGAUGUCUUUUUGAAUUUGGAGUAUAUAUAUACAUAUAUAUGAGUGUAUUUAUCUACAUUCAUAUAUACGUAUAUCAGACUAAUGUAGAAGAGCUCCUUUGAAGAAGGCAGAGUACGAAUGGAAGGCCUGGACCAUACCGGACGGGCCUGAAUUAUGCAUUGAUAAAGUAUAUUAUGUUGAUAUUUAUAUUAAAUUAUUACUAUUAAUUAAUGAUUAUUAAUUUAACAAUGAGGAACAAGGGGACAAAAGGAGAGAGAAACGGAGGAGCGACGUGAAAUUCAAUUGUCAGACGAUAUUAAAUAAAUGAAAGAAAAAAAAAAUUGUACCAAUCAACUCGCGACGGAUCUGUUAUUAUUUUGUCGAGGACAGAAAUCGCGCGAUGCAAUUAUUGAGAGUCCGAUUAUCAUCUAACGUAUAAGCGAAGAGGGAGAAUUGCGGAUGGAGAUUUUAUAUAUAUAUCAUGGAAAAAACGUGCAAUAAACAUAAAGUCUAUUGUAACAAUAAAAGUAACGAUUAAUGAAUUGCAAA
This is a messenger RNA of Cephus cinctus (wheat stem sawfly), 3994 nucleotides long. RefSeq names its product DAZ-associated protein 2. The record is from RefSeq and is a predicted model, not a curated record. NCBI's taxonomy places the organism in Eukaryota, Metazoa, Arthropoda, Insecta, Hymenoptera, Cephidae. The transcript has 6 exons. Bases 158 to 739 code for a protein of 193 amino acids.